This is a messenger RNA of Cornus florida, 1919 nucleotides long. RefSeq names its product lysine histidine transporter 1-like. The record is from RefSeq and is a predicted model, not a curated record. Gene Ontology annotation, cellular component: plasma membrane. NCBI's taxonomy places the organism in Eukaryota, Viridiplantae, Streptophyta, Magnoliopsida, Cornales, Cornaceae. The coding region runs from base 205 to 1551 and encodes 448 amino acids. The transcript has 8 exons.
AUCUCUCUGCCCUUUUUGUAGCAUUUACAUACACACCCUGUGUAGCUCUCUAACUCUAUAUAUAUGGGGGUAAUUGGUCUCUUUAAAUGCAUAGAAGACUAUUCGAUAUUUGUUAGGAGUUGAAAAACACCUAACGAACGUUUUUCUCCUAUUGUUUGUUUCAUCUUCUUCCCCUGUUCGUUUCUCUCUCUGCACUCAACAGUCAUGGGAACUCAAGCUCCGACCGACUAUAUGCCCAACGGCAAAGUUGAUCAACGAACAGCGAAGGAGAAGGCAAUUGACGAUUGGCUUCCCAUCACUUCGUCGAGGAAUGCAAAAUGGUGGUACUCAGCUUUCCACAAUGUCACUGCCAUGGUUGGUGCUGGUGUUCUCAGCCUUCCUUAUGCCAUGUCUGAGCUUGGAUGGGGUCCUGGUGUAACAGUGCUGGUGAUAUCAUGGAUAGUGACAUUAUACACACUGUGGCAAAUGGUAGAGAUGCAUGAGGUAGUACCAGGGAAGCGUUUCGACAGAUACCAUGAGCUAGGUCAACAUGCAUUUGGUGAAAAACUCGGUCUGUGGAUCGUAGUGCCUCAACAGCUGAUUGUGGAAGUGGGCGUGGACAUAGUGUAUAUGGUCACGGGAGGAAAAUCCCUCAAGAAAUUCCAUGAUUUAGUGUGCGAUAAGCAUUGCAAGGAUAUCAAACUUACAUACUUCAUUAUGAUCUUUGCGUCUGUCCAUUUCGUGCUCUCCCAUCUUCCCAACUUCAACUCCAUUUCUGGUGUGUCUUUGGCUGCAGCAGUUAUGUCAUUGAGUUACUCAACCAUUGCUUGGACAACUUCUCUUCACAAGGGUGUGCAAGCAGAUGCGGAAUAUGGGUAUAAAGCAAAGACGACUUCCGGAACAGUAUUUAACUUCUUUAGUGCAUUGGGUGAAGUGGCAUUUGCGUAUGCCGGGCACAAUGUGGUAUUGGAGAUUCAAGCAACAAUCCCUUCCACGCCUCAGAAGCCUUCCAAGGUGCCCAUGUGGAGAGGAGUGAUCGUUGCCUACAUUGUGGUGGCCUUGUGUUACUUCCCUGUUGCUCUCAUCGGCUACUGGAUGUUCGGGAAUGCAGUCUCUGACAAUAUCCUCAUCUCAUUAGAGAAGCCGACAUGGGUAAUUGCAAUGGCUAACCUCUUUGUUGUCGUUCAUGUCAUUGGAAGCUAUCAGAUUUAUGCCAUGCCAGUAUUUGACAUGAUAGAAACUGUGCUGGUCAAGAAAAUGAAAUUCAAUCCCAGUUUUAUGCUUCGCUUUAUUACACGAAAUGUAUAUGUGGCAUUAACAAUGUUUGUGGCGAUUACCUUCCCUUUCUUCGGAGGUCUUCUAGGAUUCUUUGGAGGAUUUGCAUUUGCCCCUACAACAUACUUUCUACCUUGCAUCAUGUGGCUUGCCAUCAAGAAACCAAGGAGAUUCAGCUUAUCUUGGAUUGCAAACUGGAUCUGCAUUAUACUGGGACUUGGGUUAAUGCUUGUAUCACCUAUUGGAGGUUUAAGAACAAUCAUAAUUCAAGCCAAGACCUAUAAAUUCUACUCUUAGUCCUUCAACACCAAGACGAGGCUAGGAAGUGGUUUGUGUUAUAAGUAGCAGUAGCAGUAGCAGUAGCAGGCAGAGAAGAAUAUGAAGAUGAUGAAUGAUGGCCAUGGCUGAUUUCGUCGUCGACUAAUCAAUUGCAAUUUCUGAAGUAUUAAUAUAUAUUUUUUGGCUUGUUUUUGGAGAUUGCAACUCUCUGGCCAUGGAACGUACCAGCCAAAAACAUAUCCUGGAGGUCUCUAUUUGUUUUCUGUUUUUCUUCUUCUUUUUGCUCUCAUUAAAUGGUGUGCACAUCUAUAUAUAUGAAUAUCUCCCUUCAUGUUUAUUAUUGUUUUCUGUUUUUCUCUGAAAUGAAAUAUGGUGGAUUCCAAAUA